This is a messenger RNA of Toxoplasma gondii ME49, 1622 nucleotides long. RefSeq names its product 39S ribosomal protein L47, mitochondrial precursor, putative. Gene Ontology annotation, molecular function: structural constituent of ribosome. Gene Ontology annotation, cellular component: mitochondrial large ribosomal subunit; mitochondrial ribosome. The record is from RefSeq and is a predicted model, not a curated record. Bases 720 to 1430 code for a protein of 236 amino acids. The transcript is spliced from 4 exons. NCBI's taxonomy places the organism in Eukaryota, Apicomplexa, Conoidasida, Eucoccidiorida, Sarcocystidae. Gene Ontology annotation, biological process: mitochondrial translation.
GAGUUCGGAAAACGUCUGUUUCUUUAGCUUCCGCGCCACACUGGCAGGAGGCUCGUCUCAAACCCCAUCAAAAACGCUGUGGAGUCAGAACUCGCGACUUAGGAGGUUUUAAAACGCAUUCUUCCGCCUUUCCUCCAAAAACCGUCUGCGCAUGUUCCCUAACAAACCUGCAGAGGCCUCUUGUCUGUUUUUAUUGCCGGAGUUGCCGUGUCUGGGGACUUGUAGCCAACACAUUUUUAUUUGCGGUGGACGCAUUGCGUCUUACCCGCGGUCAUAUGUGAGUUAUUCAGCUGCAGAACUUCACGUACUUUGGAAAUUCCGAGCUCUGUCGCCCCUGUGCGUACUCAGCCGCAGUCAAGGGUGGCCCGUUGACUUCGCUUGCAGUGGCGCCAGUGACCGAAAAUAGUUGAGAAUGCUGCGGUGAUUUCCUUCAUGUUUUUCCCACUUCGUUUCAAAUCUUUUCCCUCGAUACCCAUCCUGCUGACCGGGGCUGACCGCGCUGCAGCGCUGGCGCAUUUCGGCCGUCGCGCCUCUCCGGCGGACCUUUUUCUGCGGCACAAUGUGCUUCUUGAGUUUUCAAUAUUUUCGGUGUCAGAGGAGUUCGAGCGAGGCUGUGGAACAGCACUUUGCCUUAGAUCGCAGACUCUUUUCUCAGGUAGACGGAAGGGGUCCAAGAAGAUCCUAAACGGGAGCGAAAAAGUCGCUGCAACCACGUCAGAAUGAAUGUGUUGGCAAGAGCUCUUCGAAGCGGCGCGACUGCCGCUCUUCAGUUGCCGCGACGAGGAAUUGACGAACUUUGGAAGGGAAGCUACCUGGAUCCCACUAUUGGCGCGAAACAGAAGGAGGCGAACGCUGUGGCGGGCGACGCGUGGCCCGCGUGUUUGCUGCGCAUGAAGUCUUUUGAAGACCUUCAUAAGCUUUGGUAUAUUUGCUUGAAGGAGAAGAAUUUGCUGAUGGGAGAGCGAUGGGCCGCACGCCAGCACAAACAGGAAAUGAAGCAGCCGGAGCGUCUGCAGAAGGUGCGCCGGACGAUGCGGCGAAUCCUCAUUGUUCUGACGAAGCGCGAGAUCCAGCAGCAGUGUCUGCGGGCGAAAGAUAUUCUUGCAAAGCAGCAGAAACGUGAGGCACUCGAGACGCGCCGGUUCCAGCUGGAGGAAAAAAUGCUUCAGCUGGAACAUCGUAUCCGGCGAAUGGAACCUGCGCAGUCUCUUCAGAAAGAAGCCUGGCAAGCAACUCUGGAUCGGUACCGCUCCGACCACGAAGACAUCCUCAUUCAGCUGCACCCUUUGCGAAAAGAGACGACUCAGCUGCUUGCGCCGGAUUGGAGGUAUGAACGAAAGUACUCCGACUUACCCGGACCGAUUCGGUGGAAGAAGCAGUACAUUCCCGCGCUGGAAGACCAAUACCGUAAACCUAUUCGCUUUCACUAAUCAAAACCCAUCGACUCGCCUAUUUCUCUUGUCUUUUCGCUGGCGUCAAUUUUUCCGUAUAGUAUUCGAACGAUCUACCUGAGAACCUGGCUUUGACCUAAAUGUAGAGCACCGCCGCUCCACUCUAACGAGAUGCGGUUGCCAACUCCGCACUGCCUUGCUUGUCUGGACAAACAGAUAUGCUUUCUACCA